Messenger RNA from Contarinia nasturtii (swede midge), 1451 nucleotides. RefSeq lists its product as uncharacterized. The coding region runs from base 61 to 1359 and encodes 432 amino acids. Lineage: Eukaryota; Metazoa; Arthropoda; Insecta; Diptera; Cecidomyiidae. The record is from RefSeq and is a predicted model, not a curated record. Gene Ontology annotation, molecular function: lipase activity. The transcript has 5 exons.
AGUACAGUUAGCUAAGGUUUAGUCGCAGGGCGGUCAUCAUCAGUUUUUUUUGUUAAUAAAAUGAGUGGGAAAAUGCUGAUUUUCUUGUACACAAUUGUUUUUGCAGUUCUUCUAAACGAGUGUACGGGAGCUGGUGGUAGUUGCUUUUCUUCGGACGACGAUUUUGAUAUUGAUGAGUUUGAAUACGAGGGAGAUCCAAUUAAAAUAGCAUGUAUAACAGAUUCUCAGCCAGACUUUUAUAUUGCUGAAAUAAAUGGAACCAUUUCAGUAGCAUUAACUCAAGAGUUAAAUAAUGGAAAAGGUCUAUCAAUAUUUUUCCAUGCGAUUUCAAAAGUGGUCACGUCUUUCAACGGAUUGAUUCGUCAAUUUGCUAAUGAAUGGUCCCAGGCAUCCGGAAAUAAUAUUUGCAUUGUAACGUACUCGUAUAAAACCAUUCCGAAAAAUUCAAAGUCGUAUGCAAUUAUGAAUGAAAUGGUUCGAACUCGGCGGCUUGAAUAUGUGGCGAAAAUGGCACGUGACCUUGUAUACUUCGUGCGUGAAAAAGUUAGGGCGACGAAAGGGAAGAAAGGUCUAAAUAGUUUAUCGAAGGUUGAUGUUACUGGUUUUGGAUUUGGUGCACAUAUCGCUGGUCGAACUUGUGAAUAUUUGCUCAAAAAAACGGGCGAAACUGUGCAAUUACUAUUGGCAUUGGACCCCAUUAAAACUCCUCUAUUUGGAUGGAAGAUCAAGAAUUCGAUCAGAAAAGGCGAUGCUAAAUACGUUCAAGUAAUUCACACAUCCAAAAAGGCAGGAACAUGGGAUCAAAUAGGAGAUGUCGAUAUUUACGUCAAAUACGAGGUUGGACAACCUGAACGUCAAAAUGUGCUCAAUUUAAAUGAUGAUCAUUUACUCGCAUUUUUCAUACAUGUGGCAAUAUCCACGAAACGACUUUAUAUAAAAGCCGAUCUCACAGAAAAUGGAAAGGGCACCGUAUUACAAGCGGGCACAUCAUUUAAACCACCCACCAUGAAGCAGAAUGAAUUAGCAAUUGGUAUAUAUGGACAAUUGAAAGAUUAUCAACGUGGAAAAAAAUAUGGUCUUAUUUUAACAAAAGCCGUAAAAUUGGCGUUUUGGGGAGGAGUUGCCAAUUUUGCUAAAUCUGAAAUCCUUUUGGGUUCGAAAGAAAAUGGAAAUGAAAGUCCUGACAGCGAUAAAUGCAUUAUAUGCUACGAAAAUAAGAAGAAUGCGGUUCUAAAGCCUUGUAAUCAUCAACAUACGUGUGAUUCUUGUUGGAGGUCGUGGAGAAGUGAAUGGAGAUCAGAUGAAAGAUGUCCCGUUUGCAAACAAAAAGUGACAAGUUAUAUGACUGUAUACGCAUAAUUUUGUUUACUCCAAACAUUUACAGAUCACUUGGUGAUAAAAAUCACAAAAUGAAUAGUUAUUCACUGAAAUAAAAUCAAUUUAAAUUGCAA